GCAGCCAAGUUAGUUCCUUUCCAGCAUAAUCAUAAACUGAGUUAAGCUCUUUAGGCGCUCAGUUCUUUUGUUCGCCAUGAAUCACGUUGGUUAAUCUCUUAUUGAUUAUACCUACUUAUUGGUGCUGGAGAGCCCAGGCGCAAUUAUCCAUUUUCCCGCAAGCACACUGAUGGAACCGAUCUGCUGCUUAUCCAGAAUCUCUCUUCCCCAUGUGACGCAGGCAGGACAGGAGAAAGGAGAGGAGGAGAGGAACCAAAAAUGGCGCCACACCAGCGGGGCGCCGUGGGAGGGAAGGAGGAGAAAGCCCGGCUCCUGGAUGUCGACGAGAUCGUCGAGGCGCCAGGAGCCGCGCGUGGCCGCGUGCCGGUGCCGCCGUGGUCGGAGCAGCUGACAGCGCGCGGCCUGGUUGUGAGCGUGGCCGUCGGAACCAUGUACAGCGUCAUCGUCAUGAAGCUGAACCUCACCACGGGUCUCAACCCUACUCUCAACGUCUCCGCCGCGCUCAUCUCCUUCGUCAUGCUCCGCGGGUGGACGCAGGCCCUCGCCCGCCUCGGCAUCCCCGUCAAACCGCUUACGAGGCAGGAGAACACCGUUGUCCAGACCUGCGCCGUCGCCUGCUACAGCGUCGGCGCUGCAGGAGGGUUUGGGUCCUACCUGCUUGGGCUCAACAAGAAGACCUACGAAAUGUCGGGAGUGGAUAUGGAAGGCAACGUGGGGCACAAGGAGCCUGGCCUUGCGUGGAUGAUCGGUUUCCUCCUCGCCGUGAGCUUCGUAGGCAUUCUUGCGCUCGUCCCUCUAAGGAAGAUUUUGGUAAUUGACUACAAGUUAAUUCACCCAAGCGGGACAGCAACCGCCGUGCUUAUAAAUGGAUUUCAUGCAGCUCAGGAAGAUCAACUGGCAAAGAUGCAAGUGAAAGGAUUUACAAAAUACUUUACAAUCAGUUUCUUUUGGAGCGUGUUCCAGUGGUUCUUCUCUGGUGGAGAUAAUUGCGGGUUUUCGCAGUUUCCCACUCUUGGACUACGAGCUUGGAAACAUACAUUCUUCUUCUAUUUCAACCUCACAUAUGUUGGCGCUGGGAUGAUUUGUCCGUACCUUAUCAAUGCGUCUCUACUUCUCGGUUCCGUCCUGUCUUGGGGUGUAAUGUGGCCACUGAUAGCUGGUUUGAAAGGGGACUGGUAUCCGGCAGAUUUACCAGAAAGCAGCAUGAGAAGCCUGCAAGGAUACAAGGCCUUCAUCUGUGUAGCUCUGAUCCUAGGGGACGGCGUAUACAAUUUUACCAAGAUUUUUGUGACCACAAUUAAGAGUCUAGUUGCAAAAUCAUCAACACAGAAGAAUGAAAAGAUAGGUAAAUUAAUUCAAGAUAUCGAUGACAUUCAGCGUAGUGAAGUUUUUGCAAGAGACAGUCUCCCUAACUGGCUGGCCUGCUGUGGUUACGUUGUAUUAGCAAUUGCAGCAGCAAUCACCGUUACCUUGAUGGUAUUAGCAAUUGCAGCAGCAAUCACCGUUACCUUGAUGUUCCCUGAGAUGAAGUGGUACUAUGCAGUUAUGGCCUACGUUUUGGCUCCUGCCCUCGGUUUCUCCAAUGCCUAUGGAGCCGGCCUUACUGACAUCAACAUGGCCGCAAAUUAUGGCAAGAUUGCGCUACUCGUUCUUGCGGCCACAGCUGGAAAGGAUUCUGGCGUUGUCGCUGGCCUGACUCGCCGCUGCCUGGUAGGCUGCAGUAUGGUGAAAUGCUUGACGUCGAUAUCUGCCGAUCUGAUGCAGGAUUUCAAAACUGGACAUCUUACAUUGACCUCGCCAAGAUCAAUGCUUAUUGCUCAGAUCAUUGGAACCGCCAUGGGGUGUGUUAUCUCACCACUGACAUUCUUUGUGUUCUACAGAGCCUUUGACAUAGGCAACCAAGAAGGGCCCUGGAAGGCGCCGUAUGCUCUAAUAUACCGGAACAUUGCGAUUCUUGGAGUCGAAGGCUUCUCGGCUCUGCCCAUGCAUUGCUUGAAGCUGUGCUAUGGUUUCUUUGGCUUUGCUGUGGCCGCCAACCUUAUGAGGGACUUCCUUCCUUCCAAGUAUGCUAGAUGGGUUCCGCUACCAAUGGCAAUGGGAUUUCCUUUCCUUGCAGGCGCGAGCUUUGCCAUUGACAUGUGUGUCGGGAGCUUGAUAGUCUAUGUAUGGAACAAGAUUGAUAGACGUAAUGCGGUACCAAUGGUGCCAGCAGUUGCAUCUGGUUUGAUAUGUGGGGAUGGUCUUUGGAUCUUCCCUGCAUCCUUACUUGCACUGGCCAAGGUCAAUCCACCAAUGUGCAUGGCAUUUGCUUCUACACACUAA
Triticum aestivum (bread wheat) is the source of this 2322-nucleotide messenger RNA. RefSeq names its product probable metal-nicotianamine transporter YSL9. Gene Ontology annotation, biological process: response to iron ion; seed development. The coding region runs from base 259 to 2322 and encodes 687 amino acids. The transcript has 8 exons. Gene Ontology annotation, cellular component: plasma membrane. The record is from RefSeq and is a predicted model, not a curated record. Gene Ontology annotation, molecular function: iron-nicotianamine transmembrane transporter activity; oligopeptide transmembrane transporter activity. Lineage: Eukaryota; Viridiplantae; Streptophyta; Magnoliopsida; Poales; Poaceae.